AAAAGGUUUCUCUCUCUAACCACUUGUCUCUCCCCAAUUAACAUUUAACACCUCCAUCACCCACACUCACUCCAACUAUCUCUCUAGUUUAUCAUUCGUGGAUCUCAAUCUCCCCAAUUUUUAUUUUUUAAACCGAUAUUUCUUUAUUUUCUCCAUGAAUAUCGACUAUCACAUCUCAUUCAUCAACUUGUUUUAUUUUAAUUCAAUCAUGUAGUUGAAAAUCUUGAGGUAAACGAAGCUUCAUCACUGUGUGUUUCGAAUCUAAUCAUGGAAGAUCGGAGUUACAACUUCCACAGGAUUCACGGCAUGUCGGAUGUCGUUUUCGAAUGCGUGAUUCCUUACAUACACGACUCCCGUGAUCGGCAAUCAGUCUCCUUGGUGUGCCGGAGAUGGUACGAGUUAGAUGCACAGACUCGGAAGCACGUUACAAUAGCGUUGUGUUACUCGUCGACGCCGGAGCAGCUAUGGCGGAGGUUCCCGUAUCUGGAAUCGUUGAAGUUAAAAGGGAAGCCACGCGCCGCCAUGUAUAACUUGAUCCCGGAGGAUUGGGGUGGGUUUGUGACGCCAUGGGUUGAGGAAUUUGCGAGAUCUUUCAGAUGCUUAAAGGCUGUGCACUUUAGACGGAUGAUUGUGACAGAUGACGAUCUUGAGGUACUCGCAAGAGCUCGUGGCCAUGUUCUUCAGGUUCUUAAGCUUGAUAAGUGCUCUGGCUUUUCCACCGAUGGAUUGUUGCAUAUUUCACGUUCUUGCAGGAACUUGAAAACCUUGUUUCUUGAAGAGAGCCAAGUAACAGAAAAAGAUGGAGAGUGGCUACAUGAGCUUGCUUUGAACAACACAAUGCUUGAGACAUUAAACUUUUACAUGACAGAUCUUUCACAAGUAAAUUUUAAAGAUCUUGAACUCAUAGCUACAAAAUGCAAGUCUCUAGUUUCAGUCAAAAUUGGGGAUUGUGAGAUCUUGGAUCUUGUUGGCUUCUUUCGGGCAGCUGUUUCACUACAAGAGUUUGGUGGGGGUUGCUUUAAUGAUCAAGCAGGAGGGUAUGGUGACGUGGCAUACCCUCCAAGAUUAUGUCGUUUGGGUCUAAAUUACAUGAGUAGUUCUGAAAUGCCAAUUGUGUUUCCCUUUGCAUCAAGGCUCAAGAAACUUGAUCUCCUUUAUGCUCUUCUUGACACAGAGGAUCAUUGUCUCUUGCUCCAACGUUGUCCCAAUCUUGAAGUUCUUGAGACAAGAACAGUGAUUGGAGACAGGGGACUUGAAGUUCUCGCAAACUCUUGCAAAAAACUAAAACGAUUAAGAGUGGAACGAGGGGCAGAUGAACAAGAAAUGGAAUACGAAGAAGGCGUCGUAUCGCAAAGAGGCUUAACAGCCAUAGCCAAAGGCUGUCUACUCCUCGAAUACAUCGCCGUUUACGUCUCCGACAUCACAAACGCCGCCCUCGAAUCCAUGGGCCUCCACUUAACAAACCUCUCCGACUUCCGUCUCGUCUUGCUCGACGGAGAAGACGUAAUUACCGAUUUACCCCUCGACAAGGGUGUCCGAUCUCUACUUAGCGGAUGCCGUAAACUCAAAAGAUUCGCUCUUUAUCUCAGGCAAGGAGGGUUGACUGACAAGGGUUUGAGUUACAUCGGUCAAUACAGUCAACAUGUUCGAUGGAUGUUGUUAGGGUAUGUUGGUGAAUCUGAUAAAGGGCUUUUAGGGUUUUCGAAAGGGUGCCCUAGUUUACAGAAGCUUGAAGUGCGAGGGUGUUGUUUUAGUGAACAUGCACUUGCGAAUGCUGUUUUGGAGUUGAGGUCGCUUAGGUAUCUUUGGGUUCAAGGGUAUAGAGGGUCGCAGAAUGGGUGUGAUUUUUUGGCUAUGGCGAGACCUUUUUGGAAUAUUGAGAUAAUUCCUUCUAGAAGGGUGAAUUGUGGUGAAGAUAAAGUGGUGGAACAUCCUGCUCAUGUUCUUGCGUAUUAUUCUUUUGCUGGAUCAAGAACAGAUUGCCCUCCUUCUGUUAUCCCAUUUAGAGAUGUGUAUAGAAGGAAGAUUAAUGGAAGAAGAUGAUAUGAUCGAUUUGGGUAUUUGAUAUAUUCGUUUUGUUUUAUGUUGUGUGAGAAGUUGAUGAGAGAGAAUGAGGAUGGUAUUAUCAAAUUAUGGGUUGUUAUGAUUUUGGUCAUUUGGUAUUGAAUAUGUGGGCAUAUAAGGAGUGUAAAGUUAUUUAGGCAUUGUAAAUAAAUAGUGUAAAGAAUAACACGAUGUGUAAAUACUUUGUGGCCAU
This is a messenger RNA of Lactuca virosa, 2257 nucleotides long. The record is from the annotation of a GenBank genome assembly. NCBI's taxonomy places the organism in Eukaryota, Viridiplantae, Streptophyta, Magnoliopsida, Asterales, Asteraceae.